UUUUUUUCUUGUGCAGCAAACCGAGCCGAGGAGACAAGUUGAGCUCCGCUGCUUUAUUCUGCUGUGAUGAGCGGGUGAGGCAGCGCUGCAGUGAGCUCGUGUGUUCAUGUGUUCAUGUGUUCAUGUGUUCACGCUGGGUAGACGUGCAUGUGUAGCUCCGGGCUGAGGGUUUUGUUGGAUAAAGGGGAAGCGGUCAGAGACAGUGAGGGGUUUUCCCUGGCUCCGCCCUCUCGUACAGGGCGUUCACGUGUUGCAGCGGGAGCAGAAUACGCUAUUCCCACGCAUUGUUUUUGCUGACUUCAUCCCUGCAGUUAAACCCGGUGGUUCCUCUCAGUCCGCGCCGUGUUCACAGUCACUGCACGCGGCGGAUUUGGCGCUAACGUCCGUGCAUCAGAUUCAGUUCCGCAUCGCUUUAUAUUCAUCUGUCAGUCUGAUUAAUUAUGUCACACAGCGGCAGCGCGCGCCGCUCUGCCUUUACAUAACGCCUGUGGCUGAUCCUCAGGUGUGAACGGAAGUCAUCAGUCACUUGCAGGUGAACGGCGGCUGCACCGGGUUCAGGACAUAACGUUGCAGCUGAAUCACCGCGCUGCUGUCAGCGUCAGGGUGUUUCCUCAGAUAUCUGCACACACACGCUCACACAGACUGCCAGAGAAGAUGUGCAAGUCUCCCUCCUCCGCCUUUCCCGCGCUGUGCACCGCUGCAGGAUCCAGGUGAGCAUCUCUUCUGUUUCUGUCGCGUGACUUCAGCUCGACCUGCCGCUGCACACUGAGCCGACAUCCACCGUGAGAUGAUGAUGUCAUUACCCUGGCGUCACAUGUAGCUAUGAACCUGGACUGUGGAUCAGGAUCAGGACUCUGCUCAUCUCAAGGUCCAGUGUCAGAAACCACUUUCUCCAAGAUGCACCUGUGAACUGAGGCGGGAAGAUGCCGCGCACCAAACAGAACAACCCCAAGAACCUGAAAGAUAAGAUCGAAGAGGCACAGAAGGAGCUCAAAGAGCCCAAAGUCUCACAAAAAGGAUCGUCCGAGAGCCUCAGAAACGCAGACAACAUUAAAGGUCUGAAGAGGAAGAAGGUCGUCGCAGAGAAUCAGCUGAAGAAGAUUCCUAAGUCUCCGGUGAAGAAACCCCUGCAACUGAAAACAUCUGGACCUUCAGCGUCGUCCAAGGGGACGCCUCCUUCCUGCUCCUCCUCCUCAAACAGUCCUACCCACAAUCCUUCAGCCUCACCCGGGGGAAGAACUGACCCUCACUAUGCCCCAGCAGCUACAGCCCCCCCUCAGGGGUCGUCCUCGGACGAUGCUGAGAGGCUGAAGCAGGAGGAAACACCUUCUCCCCCACUGGACCCCCCCGACGGUGAGGAGGGCUCUUUGAUUUCUGCCACAGUGUCUCAGCACAAAGACGGCAAGAGCCCCCCCCCCGGCUUCGAGGGUGACCCCUACCAUAGCAGCGCUCCUCUGGAUGUCCUGCUGAAGGCCAUGGAGCCGGACUUCACUUCUCUGGCUGAGAGGACACGCCCCCUGCAGGUCACAGCCCCCCCCCUCCACACUCAGUCCAGUGGUGAACUAACAACCAUGCCAGCUGUGAAUGUGGGUGUCCACACCCCGCCCCCCCACAUGCAGACGUAUUACAUCGACAAACAGGGAAACUUCAUCGGCAUCGCAGCGCCGCUACAGGGGAGCGUGCAGACGUCCACACAGGGAGCCCCCCUGCCCCCCCUGCCCCCCCUGCACUCCUCUCCGCUGCCGACCCCACACAUGAGCUUCAACACGGGACCGUCCACCAUCACUCACGCUCCAGUCCCCUCGGGGUCCAACGCUUUGCCGCAGAGCCAACCCCCUGUUGUGCACACGUGCCAGUCCCUGUCCGCCAGUGUCCCCAGCACCAUCCAGGUCCCCGUCACCCCCGGCAGCAACCAGGUCCAUAUGACCACAGUCAUGAACUUCGGUGCCGAGCAGGUCUCCAAGGACCAGAAGCCGAAGAAGCCAGGAAAGUACGUGUGUGAGUACUGCAACCGGGCGUGCGCCAAACCCAGCGUGCUGCUCAAACACAUCCGCUCCCACACAGGUGAGCGGCCAUACCCCUGCGUCACCUGCGGUUUCUCCUUCAAGACCAAGAGCAACCUGUAUAAGCAUAAGAAGUCGCACGCUCACGCCAUCAAACUGGGUCUGAUCGCCCGCUCAGAGUCCGGAGGCGGGUCUCUGUCUCAGGAGUCCGACAAAGCUCUGGGGACACACUCAGAGGCAGAGGAGAGUGACGAUGAUGAUGAGGAAGACCCGGACUCGUCUCAGAGCAGCGUGGCCGCUCUGUCGGAGAACAGUUUACAGCACGCAGGUACGACCCAGACCGGUCACGGGGAGACGGACUCAGCAGCUGUGUUCGAGUCCAUCAGACCAGCGUCUGGACACAGAGCUCACGAGCCCAAAGUCACAGCUGCUCUUCCGAAGGUGGUGGUGUACCCGGUGAACGUCUCCCCCCUGAGGGCGGACAGCCCCCGGGUCACAGGUGCAGCGCCCGAACAAGCUGCUGCACAGCGGCAGAGAGACUUCCAGACAGCUAACCUGAGGUCCAGCAUCACGGUUCUGUCGUCCCUGAAGGAGGUGGAUGGUUCAAAUCCCUCUCUGGACACUGUGAGUGAGGAUGAGGACCAGCAGUGUAAGUCUCCUCUGCUGGGGGGGCACGCUCAGCUGCAGAGACAGCAGGCGACGGACUUCUCUCAGCAGCAGCAGGUCAAGUGUCUCCUCAGUCCUCGCAGUCUGGGCAGCACGGACUCCGGAUACUUCUCCCGCUCCGAGAGCGCCGAUCAGGCCAUGAGCCCCCCCAGUCCCUUCGUCAAGAUAACUCCUCCUGUUGACAUUGACAACGGCAAGAACGUCCCUCCUGUGGUCGCCACGGUGAUGCACAUAGCAGCUGAGCAGAAGCCGCGGGCCGCGGAGGGACAGAUGCGUCCGCCGUUAGAAACCAGAGCGCUGUCUCUGGAGGAGCGGAUCUCCAAGCUGAUCUCCGACAACGAAGCCGUGGUGGACAACAAGCAGCUGGACAGCGUGAAGCCUCGGAGGACGUCUCUGUCCAGGAGAGGAAGCAUCGAUUCCCCGAAAUCUUACAUCUUCAAAGACUCUUUCCAGUUUGAUCUGAAACCGAUGGGACGAAGAUCCAGCUCCAGCUCCGACAUCCCAAAGUCCCCGUUCACCCCCACAGACAAAUCCAAGCCAGUGUUCCUCCUCUCUGUUCCCUCUCAAUACCCCCCCAUGGACUGUCUGCCAAUAACCAGGAGUAACUCUAUGCCUACCACACCUGGACACUCUGCCCUCCCGCUUAACAUCGCCCCCCUCCCCCACCCUCUGAGAAUAUGUCAGUCAUUUGACGAUAAAAUCAGUUCCCCGAACGACGACGUGUUUUCAUCGGCGCCAUCGACUCCAAACCCGGCGAUUCACUCUCGCACGUUAGUCAGACAAGCAGCGGUGGAGGACUUCUCCACGGGGGAGGGGCACAGCCUCCCCAGCGUCCGCUCCAUGGACGACAGUUACCACGGUCCGAGCGGCUCUGGCGACCUGGUGCAGAGGAGCAGGUCGUUCGAGCACAGUCAGGACAGGAACAGGAAGCCGCUGCAGAACAAAGGGACGAUGUACGAGUGCGAGACCUGCAGGAACCGCUACAGGAAGUUGGAGAACUUUGAGACUCACAAGAAGUUCUACUGCUCCGAGCUUCACGGCCCAAAGAACAAGCCGGUUGCUGUCAAAGACACGGAUCAGGAUGUUUUUCACUCAGUCCCCAGAUCGACCAGCGGCUCAGGAACACUCGACCACCAGACUUCAAUCAGGAAACGGAGGAAGAUGAAGAGCGUGGGAGACGAAGACGAUCAGUCUCCAACCGACACCAUCCCUCCCUGCUCUGUUAGUUUUGAGCUGCCAACAGGAAGUCGUUCUUUUCCUCAGCCCGCUGUGAUAGUGGACAUUCAGCCCAAAAACAACCAGUCAAAGCUACCUCAGAUCCAGCUCGUAGCCAGAGGGAUAAAUCCUCCAGAGUCCAGACUGUCCCCCAUUCGAGAGACCCAGAUCAGCUCCUCCUCUAAAGGGGAGGUUCAGAGACAAGGCAGCGGGACGUCCGUCAUCAGACACACCAACUCCCUCAGCAGACCCAACUCCUUUGAGACAGAGUCUAUAGACAGAGCUUCCCCUGUUGACAGCGUGGACAAGGAUCCUCUGAACAAGUCCAAAAUACAUGCUGCAGAAAGUGUCUCAGCUGACGGUUACCAUGACAACCUGUCCAUACCUCAGAGUGCUGCCGACUAUGGAAAACAGAGGAAGGAUCAGAGCGGUGACGGCGCAACAGCAGCAGCCGGUGAGAACUCCACCCCCGUCCAUCAGUCUCGUCUGGUCCGUCAGAACAACAUCCAGGUUCCUGAGAUUCUGGUCACAGAGGAGCCCGACAGAGACCACGAGACCCAGACCACUGAGGCGGCAGAGAAACCUGCAGACCAGUUCAGCUGGCCUCAGAGAAGUGAAAGUCUGUCAAAGUUACCAGCAGAGAAACUACCCCCUAAGAAGAAGAGGAUCCGUCUGGCUCAGAUGGACCAGUCCUCGGGUGAGUCCAGUUUUGAGUCCAGCCUCUCACGGAGCCUCAGCAGGGACAGCAGUCUCUCACGAUGUUCCAGCAUCUCAGCCUCUUUUGACAGAGAUGAGCCGUCCAGGUCGGACAGUCCAUCCAGAGGAGACACUGUGGGCAAAGCCCCGGAGCCUCAAGGUUUACCUGCGGCCUUCAACACCCUGGGCGUACCUGGAGUGAUGAGGCGAGCUGCGUCUGAACAGAUCACCUGCACUCAACCAUCUGUGGAGAUUUCAUGUGACUACCGCAGCAAGUCUUUUGACUGUGGCAAUGUGUCCCCCAGCAGGUCCCUGUCACCUGUUGGACAGCCUAAAGGUGGACGAAGCUCCCCAGUCACCCAGGUGCCGCUCAUUGAAAGGAGGCGGGGGCCAUUAGUUCGUCAGAUGUCUCUAAAGAUCGGCCCCGAGAGUCAGCAGCCAGUCCGGAAAUCAGUCUUACCUCUGGAUAAAGCUCCCAUCACAAACGUCAGCUCUCUAACUCAGACCAGGUCCCAGCAGAUCCACAUCGCCAACAGGUGUCCGAUGGCUCCGCCCUUCAUCCUGCAGGGUGGAGAACUGCCGCUACAAAAGAACGAGCAAAUGGUGCAGAGCAUUAAUUUGGGCAGCCCCACCCUGCAGCCUCAGGUCCACGGACUCCCUCACCCCUGGCAUCAAACAUCCAGGGUCCAGAUCUGUCACAAGAUUCAACCUCCACUGAACCAGAUCUUAGUUUGUCGAGAGAACGUCCAGAACCCUCCGGCUGAGUCUGAGGAAAAGAAAUGUUUUGUGCCCAAAUACCAGCUGCAGUGUCCCGCCCUGAGAGCCAGCAAAUCGUUUUCAUUCUCCAGCUCACAGGCGGCUCAGAUAGCUCUGCCGGUGUUAACCAUCCCUAUCGCCAGUCCCAUUCUGAACAUCUCAAAAUCCUCAGAAGUCCAGAACGUUUACCUUGCUCAGCACAGUCACCCGUCCUCCGAGGUGAAGACAGUGGUCUUAUCAGGUGAACAGCGCAGAGACCCGUUCGAUCAGAGUCCAGCAGGUUCUGUACCUCUGCCUCAGAUCCUGAUCACUCAUGAGCAGCUGCAGCCCGCUCCCUCUGUGAGUAAAACCUCGUCCUCUCUCAGUGUGGACUGCGACGCUCAUGUUCCAGCGGUGAGGAAAGACAGGACUCAGAUGGCUCACACUCAUAACCACGUUGGAGAGCGAGCCCCCCCCCCGGGCUCUUUACACUGCACUCAGAAACUGGCCUCGGUCACUCUGUGUCCACAGCAGGAACCCACGGCCUCCAGUAAACGGAUGCUGUCUCCCGCCAACAGUCUGGACAUCUACAUGGAGAAGCACCAGAAACGUGCGAAGGACGAGCAUGGCGUGGCGUGUCUGACCGACGGCAGGUCCGUCAAUUACCUGAACUCUAAAAUGUCCGAGGUGACGAGACAGAGGAAGCUGACGCUCGUCCGGCAGGUUUGUACAACGGAGCCAGUGGACAGUCCCAUUGAGACAGAGGCACCACCCCUCCCUCAGGUUAAAGCGGGGGGGGGGAAAGACUCAGAGGCUUCAGAUGACGUUAAACCGAUGUCACCUGACUGCACCGGCCUGGAGAAAGACGCGAGCUCUGUUGUUCACGAGGGUCCGGCCCUGAACACCACACCUGGUGGUCAGGUCACCUCCACACCAGCCAGUAACAGUCUGAGGCCCCAGGAGAGAGCUGAGGACCUGAAGUGGACUCCUGCUAAAUCCCCCAUCAGGCCCUCCAGCUUCCAUGGGGGUCAGGUGAAGCUGACGACGUCCGUGUCUGUGGUGAAUACCAAGGACAGCCACCGACUGUCCUUCCCCAGCCUGAAGACCGCCACCACCUUCACGUGGUGUUUCCUGAUGAAGAGGAAACCUCUGCAUGUCCAGCAGACCGACCUGAAGACCUCAGCGUACGCCACCUGGACUGUCAGCCCCAACAACCCCAACCCCUUGGGGCUGCCCACCAAGGUGGUCAUGUCUCUGUUCGACUCCAAGCAGUGUUCCAAGAAAAUCCACUACACCUCAGCCAUAAGAACAAGCGGGAAAUCUGACUUCCUGUCGUACACAGGGAAGCUGAAGGACGUCAUGCCCCGGGUGCCAAUCACUCGGAGGUCUGUAUCAGCUGAACCCAGAGGGAAAGUUCAGCCAGAAAAUCAAACCAGCAACGACUCAGACAAAGAGCUGGUUUCUAAAACGGAGCCGAGACGAGUCAAAAUAUUUGAUGGCGGAUUCAAAUCCAAUGAGGAGUAUGUUUACGUGCGUGGGCGUGGCCGUGGUAAAUACAUCUGUGAGGAAUGUGGGAUCCGCUGUAAGAAACCCAGCAUGCUACGCAAACACAUCCGCACGCACUCUGACGUCCGGCCGUACCACUGCGUCCACUGCAACUUCUCCUUCAAGACCAAAGGAAACCUGACCAAGCACAUGAAGUCCAAGGCCCACAGCAAGAAGUGCAUGGAGAUGGGGGUUCCUGAGGGUCUCAUUGAGGACCAGGACGCAGAGGACUCUGGUGACCGCAGUCAGGUGAGCAGCGCAGACCGCCAGGACUCAGAUGGCGAUGACUCAGACGGUCCUGACGAUGAGGAGAACGAUGACAAUGAGGAGGAAGAGGAGGACAGUCAGGCGGAAUCCGGCCUGUCCACCAACCCCUCCGUCUCCGCCAGCCCCCAGCACGUCCCUUCCAGAGAGGCCGACGUCCCCCCCAGCUCCCUCCUCGCCCAGAUGUCCAUCAGCUCAGUGUCUCUCCCCCUGUCCCAGCCUCGGGCUCCUUACUCCUACACCUCAGACUCAGACUCGGUCCCCAUGAUGAGCCCUGUGUCCCUCAGCAAGCAGAUCUCCAUCUCUGCAUCCUGCUGCAGCUCCCUGCCCCUCCCUCACUCACCUCCACCUGUCGCCACCACCUCAGAGUCGUACACCUCAGACACAGAGUCAGUGCACAUGAUGAGCCCAGUGUCCCCCUGCAGGCAGAUGUCCAUCGACUACCCCGACUUUGAUGUGCCCCCUAGUCCCCCAGUGCCAGGCAAGGGCUCCAAGCUAGGCCAGGACACCCCCCCCCCUCCUCCUCCUGCUGUGGCCAUCAGUGACCCAGGGAUACCUGUGGACCGCAGCACUCAGACUUCCUCCUAUGCUUCUCAAGGUCCCGCCCACUUCCCCCUACAGGGUCUCUCCCAUCCCCCAGGACCAGAGACCCAGACCCACCUGUUCAGUCACCUGCCCCUGCACUCCCAGCAGCCCUCCCGCUCCUCUUACAGCAUGGUCCCGGUGGGGGGGAUCCAGCUGGUGCCCGCCGGCCUGGCAGCUUACUCCACCUUCGUACCGAUCCAGGCAGGUCCGGUCCAGCUCACCAUCCCAGCAGUGAGCGUCAUUCACAGAAACACGAGCCCGUUACCGCCCCCCAACACACCCCCCCAUCCGGAGGGCCUGCAGACGCAGCCUCUGGUGGUGCAGGAGCCAAUUAGCAGCGUUGUCCCCUGCUUCCCCCUGGGGCAGGUCACUGGCCUGCAGGCUCAGACCAUACAACCAGUGGGUCUGGAGACCCUGAACCUCAUGGGUCUGACCAACACAGGCCUGGCCCCCACCCAGCUGCUCCCCCAGCAGGGGCUCACCCUCAACGCCACCCUCGGGCUACAGGUUUUAGCUGCCAACCCCACCUCCCAAAGCAGCACCGGCCCCCAGACCCACGUCCCAGGUCUGCAGAUCGUCAACAUCGCCCUGCCUGCCAUCAUUCCCUCUCUUAGCCCCCUCUCCACCCUCAGCCCCCUCCCCGGGUCGUCUGACAGGCAGGGCAGCCCCGAGGCUCCGGGAGCAACUCCACCUCAACACGAACAUGGGGGUGGCUCUUCACCCCCCGGCCCUCUGAAGGUCAGCAGCUCCGCAGAGCUGACCACAGGCACCAGGGUUAGCCCCGGAGGCAGCAUCGGGGCAGAGCUCACUCAGACUGUAGAGAGGGAGGACAGGGAUAAACCCCCCCAUCGUCCGUCUCCAGCUCCGCACAGUGCUCAGUCACCAACUGAGGGCGCUAACGAUCCUGCAGCUGUGAGAGCGGCGGCAUUGAGCAGCUGGCAGAAGGUGAUCGAUGAGGAUAAUGAGGUUUCCAGUGACGAUGAAGACAGACUGGUCAUCGCUACCUGAAGCCCUUCUUCUUCUCUUUUUGUAACUUGUCACUUUGUAAGACUGAAACACUUUUCAGGGGUUUGUUUCUGCACAAAUCGCCUUUCAAAGCACAGAUGCUGACAUUCAUAUUGUAUGUGCAAUCAUAUGACAAUUAUGAUGAUGAUGAUGACCAAUCAUUUUAUUUUUACCUUUUUGUCAGCUCCAGACAUUUUCUUUUUUUGUACAUGUUGUAUAGACAAUUGUGCCUUUAUGGAGUUUCUUGUUUAGGAACCUGUAAAUAUUUCAUGAAUUAAAUUCAGUAGUUGCUUGUGUUUAUUUCAAAAAAUAAAAGUAAAAACAUAAUGACGGAGAAUAUCUCAGUUUUAUUUUGGAGGAUUUGUCAUUCGUAAAGUUAUGGAAUUAUAAAUGUCGUACUGGUAUAUGUACAUUUCUAUGGAUUAUUAUGGGGCAAUGUUUCUGUGUACAGAUGUUGUGUUCAACUAUUUAUUAUAAUCCAUCUAGUGCCCAUUAUGAUUCAUGAGUCCAUAGGUAUGUGCAUUAUAGUAGCUUUACAUUUCUGUAUCAAUAUUCUGAAAUGUAUCAGUAAAGAUUUGUUUACAAACAUUCA
Molecule: messenger RNA, 9306 nt
Organism: Seriola aureovittata
Lineage: Eukaryota; Metazoa; Chordata; Actinopteri; Carangiformes; Carangidae
Gene: hivep1
Product: HIVEP zinc finger 1
Exons: 9
Coding region: 924-8717 (2597 amino acids)
Biological process (GO): regulation of transcription by RNA polymerase II
Cellular component (GO): nucleus
Molecular function (GO): zinc ion binding; RNA polymerase II cis-regulatory region sequence-specific DNA binding; DNA-binding transcription factor activity, RNA polymerase II-specific
Source: RefSeq, a predicted model, not a curated record